Orbicella faveolata is the source of this 2590-nucleotide messenger RNA. RefSeq lists its product as uncharacterized. Gene Ontology annotation, biological process: regulation of transcription by RNA polymerase II; central nervous system development; neuron differentiation. Gene Ontology annotation, cellular component: nucleus. Gene Ontology annotation, molecular function: DNA-binding transcription factor activity, RNA polymerase II-specific; RNA polymerase II cis-regulatory region sequence-specific DNA binding. The record is from RefSeq and is a predicted model, not a curated record. Lineage: Eukaryota; Metazoa; Cnidaria; Anthozoa; Scleractinia; Merulinidae.
UCCAUCGUUUAGCAACUGCUAUUAUGAAAUUAGCAACUCAACAGUUGCCAAUUUUGUCGGCUGUGUGUAUAAAAGGCUGCUAUGAACGUGCAAACUCGCACUCGAAGUCAGCUGCGACACAACAGCGAUAAUCUCUGCGCGCGAACUGAUUUAUGAACACGGUGAAGCCUGAAAAGUUGCUCGAAAUUUGAACUGACUUCAUUUUUCGUGACUGACUGACCAUGCAGGCGUUUACGAGUCCCUACGUCUGCCCGUAUUUUACGUGCUCAUCCCCAUAUUGUCUUGCCUUGAGAAGUAACGCUGUAGCGCCGAGUUUAUCAGUGAACAGGCCACCCACAAGCCCAACAAGGCAGCCAGGCGGAAUUUCUUCCUUCACCAUUUCAUCGAUUUUGUCCCGUUCCGAGGAGCAGACGAGUAAGACCGCGAGAUCAGAAACAGGCGCAUCCAAGUCCUCAUCGGAAGGAGGCUUGAGUCAAUUUUCUCCUUACACUUCGCAGGUUUCAGUGGAGAGAUUUCAUCCAUAUCAUAGACCUUUGACAGCCAGCGCUUUUGUGAGAACAACUUGUAAUGCUUUACAAAAAGAAGGAGAUGCAAUUCUAUCAGUUGUUCACCAUGAAGAAAACAAAGCCUGGAAUUUCAAGCAAGGAAAGCCGAAGAGAAUUCGCACGAUUUUCACACCCGAACAACUUGAGCGACUGGAGAAAGAAUUUGAUCGUCAGCAGUACAUGGUGGGAGCCGAGAGACAUUAUCUUGCCGCCUCACUUAAUCUGACUGAAACACAAGUUAAGGUCUGGUUCCAAAACAGAAGAAUAAAAUGGAGGAAACAAAAGAUGGAUCGUCCGAGCUCGAGCUAAAAGGAAAGACUAAACAAAAAAUGAGCCGACAUAGUCCCUCAAAAACAAAGUCAUCAGGGCCCGAAGCACUUUAACCUGGCAACUUGUACAGAAAGAAGAAGACAAGCUGUCUAGUUGUAUAUAAUGGUGAUUUGAUUAUGAACAAUUUUAAACAAAUUAACCGAGAAAAAUGUACACAUUUCAAAUUUUUUGGAGCCAAACCAAAAGAUUUGGAGACAGAACCCUCACUUUUUCAUCGAACGCACUAAUUUUGCCUAUUCCAUAUACUGAAUAUAGAUACCUUGGAUAAGCAGUUAGCGGGUGUAAAAUUGUAAAUAAGAGCUUCGUACCCUCUAUAAGUACCUAUAACUACCUAAUGAAUAGAUAUUGACCCGACCCCUUUAUUGAGUUAUGACUCAAAAUCAGGUAAUCGUUACAAUGCGAGACAAUUUUAUUUAUCAAAUUUAAAAAAGGGGUUCAGCUGUACUAAAACUCACUCCUAUACACAGCCCCUCGUGUAAAGGUUUAAGUCGGCGAUAUAUUGUAAAUUUGAAAUUGUAUUCUACGAAUUAAUAUAUAUAUAUAUAGAGAGAGAGAGGUUUUUGUAAUGUUCAGAGUAUAUAAGGAGAGAAUACGCAUCAGUUUUUUUUUGCCAAAUUGGACACGGUUAUCUGCCUUGUUGUGAAAUGCACUAAUUUAUAAUCCAGCUGACCCUUCGUUGGCCUGCAAACUAGUUUUCUGGCUAAGAAAUUAAUUAAGUGCUUUGUGAGCCUUAACAAAUUAAAUCAAGAACUCUUCCGGCCGCAGUAAACACUGGAUUUGCGUCAUUAAGAGCCUUAAUUCGCUAGAGCAAAGCCACAUAAUAAAGAAUUAAAAGCAAUUACGACUUUCAAAAGAAGAUUUUGGCAACGGGAGCGUUGUGGAAAGAAUGCGACUUAAAAGAGCCCUAAAAACAAAGGUUUUUGUCAAGUUGGAAAUUUAAACUUAGUCUGACGGCGAUAAUGGUGAUUCACACUGGAACAAUAGGCUUUUAGCCGGGCUCCACAUGAUGUGCGCGUUAAUAAAGAACUGAUGAAACAAAAGGCUUCUGUAACCUCAUUAAAUUUUUAUUAUUUUACUUUGAAAUGCAAUAUCGUACUAAUGCUACCAUUAACUUCUAAAUUACCUCCACUGUUUGGCGUUAAAUGACUUACUUUAUUACAAAAAAUUGACAAAAAACAAAAAUUGGCUCGCUAAGCGACGAAAAUUCAGAAAAAUUUAGUCCCACAGUUAGCCGAGAAAAUCUGUCCAUGUAGACUGACGGGAAGGGAUGACUUUUGCGGUAAUUUUGCGUCUUUAAUCGGCUUUGUUUUGACACAUGACAAGCAAAGGUGGAAACAUCGUUGUCAGUGUUUUACAUCGUUUAGUUUUGUGCCAGUAUUCAGCAACUUUUUUUUAAUAGACUGCUUGAAGAUAGAAAAAAAUACUUCAAGCUGUUUAUGUUCCUUUUUGGUUGCAGAAUGCAGUUUCCGCUAUAAAAUCAAAUUUCAAUAUCCCAGCCACUUAUUCUUCAAGGCUUUUCUAUUCCCAUACUGUUUAUUGAAAUAGAUAUGGUAAUAUUCGUGCAAAGGUCUAUACCUUGAGAGCGCUAGGAUUUCAAUCGAAUUGGAAAUACAGACUUUUGAAAUUCCGAACGCUCGCUGACAGCCCGAGGGUGGGGGGAAGGGGAGGGAGUAUGUUCGGCCCUAAAGGGUAUGGUUUUUGAGCGGUUUUGGUUU